Molecule: messenger RNA, 2522 nt
Organism: Branchiostoma belcheri (Belcher's lancelet)
Lineage: Eukaryota; Metazoa; Chordata; Leptocardii; Amphioxiformes; Branchiostomatidae
Product: coiled-coil domain-containing protein 63-like
Exons: 14
Coding region: 36-1742 (568 amino acids)
Biological process (GO): outer dynein arm assembly; cilium movement
Cellular component (GO): axoneme
Source: RefSeq, a predicted model, not a curated record
UUUUUCCUGAGAGGCUGCUGAGUUGAAGUGAAACCAUGCCACGCAGACAUUCCGCAGGCCGCCGCUCCGAUGCAAGUGAGGUGGACGACAUGGAGGGACUGGCUGAAAGUGAGCUGGCGAAGCUCCAGCGUCAGUACCGUAUUAUGGAGGGGGAUCGUCAGGCAUACAGUGUGGAGUCGCAGGAUUUGAUUCGCAGACAAAGGGCCGAGAUUGACAAGCUGCAAGCAGAACAGAACGAGCUGUUCAAGGACCUGAAGCUGUCCCGCAGCAAGUUCAACAAGGUCAAGGACGAGGAGAACAAGGAUGUCCUGAAGAACCUGGUGGCUGCUAAAGAUGAAUAUGGAUCAGCCAUCGAAGCUGAAAAGGAGAGAAUUGCUGAACUUGACAUUGAGAUCCGUAAGUGGGAGAGGAAAGUGGACAGCCAGCGGAAGUCGAUGGGAGGCAGCAACAUCGGCCGUGAGCACGAGGUCAAGGUUCGCAAGCAGAUGAGGGUCCUGGAGAACAGGCUGGACAGGAGUACGAAGGGUUUUAAUGAGGCACUGACGAGGAAUGCAAAACUGAGGGAAGAGAUUGACAGUCUCCGAACUGAGAGGGCCAGAUUUGAGCAGCUGUUCAAGAAGCUGGACAAGGAACUGAAAGACACUAGGAAGGAGAUCGGGGAGACCAUUGAGAGUUCCACGGCGGCGUACGACUCGCGUGACGAGGCGCAGGCCAAGAUGAUCCUGCUGAAGGAGAAGGCAGACAAGGACCUGGCGCAGCACACGCAGGAGACCAAGGAGCUGCAGCGGGUCAUCGACCAUGACAGGAAACUGAAGGAGUUCAUGGGCAUCAAGACCAUGGAGAGGGAGGAGGACGAACAGGCGCGGGCACAGAGGAUUAAGAGGGAAAUGGAGGAAGCAGAGCGUAAGAAGAAGGAAGCUAAGGAGGAGAGUGUGGAGACCUACGAGGAAGCUUUCAUGAAGAUUCGUGAAGUUACAGGGGAAGAGGACCUGGACCUCCUGGUGGAAAAGUUUAUUGAAACGGAGGAUCGAAACUUUGCACUUUUCAACUACGUGAAUGAGCAGAACAAUGAGCUGGAGAAGCUUCAUGAUGAAAUUGAAGAGAUCCAGGAGGAGAUCAAGCGGUUCCAGCAGCAGGGUGUGUCCAUUGAGCAGCAGCGGCAGCUCAUCCUGAAGGACCUGGAGGAGCAGUCGGAGACGGCGGGCAAGACUGCCAACGAACACGACGAGAGGAGCAAGGCCAUCAACAAGAUCCUGGACCAGCUGAAAGCAGGGAUAAACUCGCUCUUUGACAAGCUGAGCUGUGACCGGACAGCUCUGCAGGACAUGUUGGGGGGGACGGAGGGCGUCAGAAACGACAACAUGAUGCAAUACCUGGGGGUCAUCGAGGAGAGGACCAAUGAGCUGUUAGCAUCUCAAGCAUACCUCAUGUCAAAGGACUACGAGAGACCAUACGACCCCAAACUCAACAGUCUUCUCGGGGAGGGACCAACCAAACCACCCCCUCCUCUGCAAAUAGAACCUCCCACUACUGGGGAUGACUAUGACAGUGAUGAUUCUGCCCAGCCAAGUGAUGAAGACCAGAGACCGCUCACACAGAGUGAACUGAAGAACAGGGUCAUGAAAGGGGUUAUUAAAAAAGAAAAAGCAGCUGGACAGAAGAAGACAUUUACAUAUGACUUGUCAGGUGCAAAGGAUCUAAAACAGUCGAAAUCCUACGAAAAGAAGAAGGGAAAACACUAGGACACACAAAGAUCCAAUGUCACUCUGCUAUUUGUACAUACAUAUUUUACGCCUAUGCACAUAAUGUUGCACAAAUUAGUACUGGUGUUCAAUGAGCUAAUAAUCAGUUAUUAGAAAUGUUGAUUUUACAUGUACAUGAUGACAGUACAUCUGUUAUGAUUUGCUUAUUUCAAACAUAUUUCAUAUGAUACACCUGUUGUCAUGUUAUGACUUAUAUAAUGUAUUUAAUUCAGUUUGAAAAUUGUAUUAAUCAAGUCUGGAAUAUGAAGACAUAAUUUACUUGAUGAUUUAAUUUUCCGUUAAAUCCAUAGUUUAGCUUACAGAGCAUCUCUUCUGAAGUGAUGCAAGUGCAAUUUGUGAUUUGAUAUGUUAGACAUGUCUGAAAAGAAGCUUAUGUCGUGGACAUGCAUAAUCUAUAUCUUUCAAUUUGUUUGGACCACUACAAAUAUUCUACAACCAAAACAGUUUCAUGCUGUGGACAUUUUUGAAAAAAUGCAAAGAUGUGGUGUUCAAGUUGUUUCUUUCACAAGCACAGAAUGGUCAUUCCAUUUGGUUAAAAAGAAUUAAGCAAUAGGAAAUGUUUAAUCUUCCACCUCACUUCGGUGGUUUUGUAACAUGCAAAUCUUACUACAUGUACUUUGUACACAUAUCAUAGUAUUUUGUAGAAAUGUGGUCCCUAUAGACAAUAUUUUGACAAUGUUAAUGUUGAUGUAUACAUAUAUGUUGAACAUAUUAGUAAACAAAAAUAUAUCAUUUCAUCCUCAUUUGUCCGGUGUUUUG